This is a messenger RNA of Danaus chrysippus (African queen), 438 nucleotides long. The record is from the annotation of a GenBank genome assembly. Lineage: Eukaryota; Metazoa; Arthropoda; Insecta; Lepidoptera; Nymphalidae.
AUGAUCCGCGGGGCCACCGGAGUCGGCCUCAGCCUUCGACCUCCCCCUCCCCCCGGGCCUGAGCCCCCCCUUCAUCCCCCCUCAAACCUCCCAACACCACCACAGACCCCUUUGUCUCGCCCCGCCCACCGCUGGUCGUCCAAUGGAACUCGUUCUCGCUCGCCCGCCACCCGCUCCCGCUCCCGCUCCGCGCACGCGUGUCCCCACGACAUCGCGACAAUGCUCAUUGUUUCAUACAAGUCUCAUUUCGUUUUGCUCCGCUCAAUCUCAUCGGGAGGCUGCCGGCCGCGCCUCCCACCGAGCGAUAAUUUCAAUGUCGCCACGUAUAUUGUGAUAUUGACUGAGAUUCCAACAGCGGAAUGUUUUCGCAUCUCCUUCGCAUUUCGUCAGAGCUACUCAAUAAGCAAUAAACUAUCCGCCUCCGAGAAGUUAUUUUAA